This is a messenger RNA of Sphaeroforma arctica JP610, 2578 nucleotides long. Its product is annotated as glutathione reductase (NADPH). Gene Ontology annotation, biological process: cell redox homeostasis; cellular response to oxidative stress; glutathione metabolic process. Gene Ontology annotation, cellular component: mitochondrion; cytosol. The record is from RefSeq and is a predicted model, not a curated record. The coding region runs from base 61 to 1614 and encodes 517 amino acids. The transcript has 9 exons. Gene Ontology annotation, molecular function: glutathione-disulfide reductase (NADPH) activity; NADP binding; flavin adenine dinucleotide binding. NCBI's taxonomy places the organism in Eukaryota, Ichthyosporea, Ichthyophonida.
CAGAACACAGUAAUUUAAAAAAGUUUUAAAAAAAGUUGGAAGUGUCCAAAGUGAUCACGUAUGUAUGUGGCACGCACGCGCACACAUAUAUGUAACACCACAAUGAGUUCAUCCGUUAUAACAAGACACGGAUUACGACAUUCGCAGGGCAGUGUACUAAACCGAAUUCUCCCACGCACACUACAAACCAAUUUCAAGACUCUUUUAAAGCUUUCUUACAGCACAACACACACUAUGGCACCCGUAAAGCACUAUGAUCUGCUCGUAAUCGGCGGAGGUUCAGGUGGUAUUGCUACAGCCCGCCGAUGUGCCGAAUAUGGCGCUAAAGUGGGCGUAGCAGUUGGUGGGGUCAUUGGAGGCACCUGCGUCAAUGUAGGAUGUGUCCCAAAGAAGGUCAUGUUCAUGGCUGCCUCUCACAUGGAGGGCAUUCAUGACCUGCCGGGAUAUGGAUUCGAUGUGGAUUUCAAGAAGUUUGACUGGGGAAACCUCAAGACGAAACGUGAUGCGUACAUCAAGAGAUUAAAUGGCAUAUACGACAGAAACCUUAACAAUUCCGGAGUGGAUCAGAUUACGGGAUACGCCAAAUUCGUUGAUAAGAACACUUUGGAGAUUUCAGGCAAGCACUACAGCGCCGAUCGCAUUCUGGUGGCAGUUGGGGGCACCCCCUCCAUGCCAAGUGAGGAGGCCUGUCCCGGCGGUGCCAAGUAUGGCAUUGAUUCAGACGGCUUCUUUGAGCUAGAAGAGCUACCCAAGAAAACUGUGGUGAGUGGUGCUGGAUAUAUUGCCGUAGAAAUGGCCGGUAUUCUGGCUGCGCUGGGCUCUGAUGUAACCCUCUGCAUCCGCCACGACCACGCACUGCGAACGUUCGACCAGGAUGUCCAGGAGCUCUUGCUGGAGGAGUUGGCUAACACCGGUGUCAAGGUGGCCAAGAGAACGCAGGUGGUAGAGGCUGUCCUGGCUGAGAAUGGCACCAAGACGCUCACUCUUGAUAAUGAAGGCACCAAGAGCACCAUGGAGGGUGUGGAGUGUAUGUUAUGGGCUAUCGGACGUCACCCUCUCACCAAACAGCUCAACCUGGAGGCUGCGGGUGUAGAAACCAGCAAAAAGGGCCACAUCAAUGUAGACGAGUUCCAGAACACCAACGUGGACACCGUGUUUGCCUUGGGCGAUGUUACCGGAAAGUGGGAGCUGACCCCAGUAGCCAUUGCAGCAGGCAGGAAGUUGGCUGCGCGUCUAUACAACGGCGACCUCAACUCUAAGCUGGAGUACCACGACAUCUGCACUGUUGUGUUCUCUCACCCACCCAUUGGCACAUGUGGCUACACGGAAGAGGAAGCGAAGAAGAUAUACGGUGAGAAGAACAUUAAGAUCUACAAGUCCACGUUCACCAAUAUGUACCACGCAAUGACCGAGAGGAAGACAAAGACUCUGAUGAAGCUGGUUUGCGUUGGGACCGAGGAGAAGGUCGUGGGCAUGCACAUUAUGGGCAUUGGAGCGGAUGAGAUGACCCAAGGGUUCGGUGUGGCCAUCAAAAUGGGAGCCACUAAGAAAGACUUCGAUAACUCAGUAGCCAUCCACCCCACAGCGGCGGAGGAGUUGGUUACCAUGCGCUAGAUUAUAGGCCUAUAAACGAAGUGCCUUGUAGAAGACUGGAUGGGCCUGUGUAGGAUGUGUAGCCUAGAGUUGACUAUUAAUAAAUGAUUGUCACAGUAUAAUUGCUUAUAAACGAAGUUCAUUGCGGUAGACUAUUAUACGUAUUGCUGAUCUGGAUUGUCAUUGAGCGCUGGACCAAUGAUUGGAUGUGUGGCUAACAAUUCGACCCAAAAUAUCAUCCACAGAAUUGCUUCCGGAAGUACAUCAGCUGGUAUAGUGCAUUCAUAGCACACCAUCGUCCACUCAAGUCGCCAAAAACUAUGGGACACCCGGACAAGAAGUCCUCUUUUUAUAUUUCGGUACACGGCAGAUCGCGCCCAAUCUCUGCUACAGUCUUAUACGAUCAGUUGUUUUUCGGCAGCAGAUUGAAUUAUUCGUGGGAUAUCUCGUACAUAGUAUACAUUGUUCUCCACAGUAGAGUGGUAUUCGGUGCACCUCAGCGUAAUCUCGAGUUUGGGGAAAGAAACCAUCACAAGCAAAAGUCUUCUAUUAAACAUGUCUUGAAUGACUUCAAUAGUAAACGUAAUUCGAUUUUUCAUCGUGAGAAGUGCGGGUGUCGCAUAAUCACAUAAAAACCGAGUUGCUACCUAUUAUACUAGACAUCGAGGCACCCCAAGCAAUCGUUCCAUUAUUAAACUGGACACCUGGGCAAUGUAGGCAAUAGUUUCAUGCAGCAUGAGUUACAAACUAUUAUACUAGACACCGAGGCACCCCAACGAAUCGUUCCAUGUAGCAUCUUUACAUCCUCGAGUAGUCUAAUCAUCAUCUAUUUAUACCCAAUCUGAGGCCCUUGCGGGUUAGUACAAUCAAUGCCAACCCCACGCCCGCGUAUAAGAACACGUUCUUGACUCGCCUGCGCGCAUUCACCACAGUCGCAGCCCAGUGUGGCUCGUCGGCGGUGCUGAAACUGUCUCUGCCCACCAAC